GUUCUGUUCCCACGGCAACCCCAUUGUCUUUCAAGGGCAGGAACCCGGGCGGCCAAGGCCGAAGGCGACCUCGCUAACCCUGUAGUUUCCGCAAGGCACAGUUGUGGCUUCCGGAACCCGGUCGGCUGAAGCCUCGACGCUGACGCUGCCCCCGGUAGCCGAACGGCGCGGGCGAGGGAGCCUGGAGGGCUAGAUCCGGGGCGUGGCUUCUCAACCCAGGGCCAGGAAGAAGAUGCAAGCCAGCCCCAUCUACAUCCCAACUGUUAGCAAUGACACUGACUGGGACUUCUGCUUCCAUCUGUCACCGCAAACCCCGAUCCCAGCACAACAGCAGACAGAUGAGGUGUAUCCCACUUAUGGGUCUGAAGAGAGUGAAGAAGACACUGCAGUUCAGGAAGAGGAAGCAAUCACCGACUAUAUGUCUCUUCCCAAAGAGAAACUAGUUCAGUCCCAGAAGAAAAUAACUCAGCUUAUUAAGGAAAAAAUGACUAUCCAAGCAAACAAGGAGCUGAUUCGAUGUGUCAUCCUUUCUCGAAUUGUUUUUGGAGAAGAACACUGGAGAUGUGCACAAGCUUUAACCAACCUGGCUUAUGGCUACCUGGUACUGAGAGGCCUCCCAGCUCAGGCCAAGAAACAUGCUGAAUCUGCCAAGAACAUACUAUUGACCUGGAAGGGGAACGCGUCCUCAGACAAGGAGCAAAACGAAAUCCUGGAAGCUCUGGUCAUGCUCUACUAUACUCUGGGGGUGGUCUGGCUCCUACAGAACCAUGGCAGGGAGGCCUAUUUCAACUUGCAGAAGGCAGACAAACACAUGAAGGAACUGAACGGAUUAACUAAGAGAGGCAUUUGUGGAUUAUACGUCUCAGAGAAAGACCUAACAAUUGCUUUGGGCAGAGCCUCACUGGCCGUCCACAGGUUGAACCUAGCUCUGGCAUACUUUGAAAAGGUAAUUGGCAAUGUUAUUGCUACUGAGGGUAGUGACACAUCAGAUCUGAUUAGUCUCUAUGAGGAAAUUGCCCAGAUUGAGCAGCUGAGGAGGAACCAUGAGCAGGCCAUCCAGUACUUGAAGCAGGCCUAUUCUAUCUCUGUUUCUUCAUUCACUGAAGUCAGCCCCCAAACUGCAGAGGCAAGUGCGUUACUAGCCAAAGCUUAUGCCAUGUCUGGAAAGCCCCAGCACAGGGAUGCUGUUGAGACAUAUUUUAUAAAAAGUAUCAGUGCAUAUCAAGCAACACUGGGCUCAGAGGAUUAUGAAACAUUGACCACCAUUGAAGAAUUUUGCAAAUGGCUUGUUGAAAAUGGGGAUAAACAGGACGCUUACAAACUGCUGAAGGCUUCGCUGAAGUCCCAGAUCAUUAGCUAUGGUGACUGUAGCAAAAAGGUGGCAGAAACUUUUUAUAACUUGGGCAGGAUCUGCUUUGCCAAUGGAGAGCUCAGAAAGGCAAUUCAGCUGCUAAGGAAGUGCCUCAUGAUUCAAAUUUUUAUAUAUGGAAGUGAGCAUAAUAAAAGCAAAGAGACAAAAGGCCUCCUUACCCAACUGCAGAGGGAGAGUAACAAUCCAUCCAAAUGGAAAAAAGAAGCCAUUCAAGGAAAAAAGAACUGUAUAUGCAAAGGCACAGAGGCAUGACGGAGAGCAGUGUAUGGAAGGAAUGGUCUUCUGUUAUCAGUAAAGAGAAAACCUCUAUACAAGAUAGUCAACAAUAAAGGCAACCUUGUUGAUAAUAAAAAUUUUGGACCACAAAAUAUUUUUAUUGGCAUGGAUAGCAGUGGCAGAGCAAAAGCAGAAGUUUUUUACUAAUAACUCAGAGAAGAAAAGGUCCACUUAGUAGCAUGUUACAGGUAAAACAUCUAAGACCAUAGAAACCAGGAUCCUAACCUAUAACUGAGGGAAAUCUUUUAGGCACAUACUUCAAGCUAUUGUUUCUCAUGCCACUGAGUCAUCAUUACCUUCCACUUCCCUUUUCAGACUUUAUUCAUUCCUUUCAGUCUUAAUUUUUUUUAAAAAAUUCUGCAAUACCUAAGCAGUUUAUUGGUGAACAUCUUAAGAUACUAUUU
Messenger RNA from Sciurus carolinensis (gray squirrel), 2052 nucleotides. RefSeq names its product tetratricopeptide repeat domain 23 like (gene Ttc23l). Lineage: Eukaryota; Metazoa; Chordata; Mammalia; Rodentia; Sciuridae. The transcript is spliced from 13 exons. The coding region runs from base 233 to 1624 and encodes 463 amino acids. The record is from RefSeq and is a predicted model, not a curated record. Gene Ontology annotation, molecular function: protein binding.